Molecule: messenger RNA, 4305 nt
Organism: Rhopalosiphum padi (bird cherry-oat aphid)
Lineage: Eukaryota; Metazoa; Arthropoda; Insecta; Hemiptera; Aphididae
Exons: 2
Coding region: 475-3873 (1132 amino acids)
Source: RefSeq, a predicted model, not a curated record
AUGGACAAUAUAUUGGUACAAUAUAAAUUUUUUAUCGGCAACUAAAAUGUAAAAUAAGUAAAUUAAGUUUUUUUUGUAGCGUUAUUAUUUAUUAUCGUCGGUUUCCGCGUGUCACAUUUAAACCAAACGAUCGAUCAAACACAUAUAAUAAUAUAUACUUAUAUACUACAUAAUAAAAUAAAUAAUAUGUACAACAUCUCUUCGUAUCGGUUAAGGAAACGUUUUUACGAUAAUAACACGUAAUUGAUUGUAAAUGGCUUUGCAAAGACAAGAUAUAACAUACAUAAUAUUACAUAUAAGCUGUGUCCACUAUGAGUACCUAUUCAAAUAGGCUAGGCCAUCCAUGCACAAGAAGUCGUAGUUCUGAGAACAGUACAUAGCGCACAGUACUCAGCUAUUAUACAGCGAAUCGUGUUACAAUUAUUGGUACAGUUUGACGAACUUUUGAAGUGUCUUAGAACUUUCAAAGUUAUCAUGAUUUUUCAGUUGAUAAUGCUGACGACCACGUUAUUAUUAGAACAAGUAAAAUGCAGAACUUAUAUACCGGAAAAAUAUUCUGUAAAUGAUAAUCCGAUUCGUCAACAGACGUAUCAACGUACGUACGAUCCUACAGAACAGCAGCGACGAAAAGUGUACGUCGACAAACGCCAAUACCCAAACGAAUGGAAUGAAAAUAUUAUGAAAGGCGAUCGUUCACCAAUAAUAUUCACAAACAAUGCGCCAGUAACAAUUAAUUACAAAGGGGGACGCGGUGGUUUGGAACAAUCUCUAUACGGAUUUAGAAAAUCUUGUCCAAUCGUACUGACGCCUCAAGGCGAAAUCACAGUGAACUACGAUGGUCUGCAGGACGAUGAUGAUGUACCGCCCAACAACCAAGACAUCUGCAUGGUGUUGACCAAAAUCAUGGUCGAGCUACCGAGUGGUAUAGUUAUGCCGUACUUAAAAUUCAAGACCAUCAGUCCUUAUCUGUCAGAAGACCAAAAAUCCGAUAUCCGAAUCAUACUCGACCACAAAAACAUGACGUACAAACAGUUCCAAGAAACGUUGCGGUAUUACGGUUGCGGUGAUCUAGAGGACUCGUCGCAACCGUCGGGGGUUGACUUGACCAACUACGUCACGCUAGCCAACGGUACGCAAGUGGAAAUUGACGACUACCGGAACAUAGUGAGCAGCAUAACUUCCGGUUCGGAAACGCUGUUGGUGCCCAACGUCGUUAACGGAAAGUAUUCGUUAUACCGUUCGCUCAUAGCGGACGAUUUACCGGAAAUGAUACCAUCGACAUUCGUCAUCACGCACGCGGGGAUCGUAGUGCCGUUUUCGUUGUAUUACGCUGUGGACACGGAACAUUUCCAAAGGCCGACGACAGCUGUUGUGCCAAGGGUUCGGCAGAUCAAAUGGCGCGACGGUAAACUGGUGGACGUACAGACCAUACGACAAGUGAUCGACGCCCUGAAGACACCGACAAUGAUAAUUUUCGUGUUUCCGAACGGGAAACGCAUGCCGUUCGUCAAGAGUGACGUAAAUGAGUCAACGGAAUUAUACGACUACGAUCCCGAAAAAGUAGUGGUGGACGUGGGCCAGUCCAAAAAUAUUCUGUUGUCGCAUUUCAACGAUAUCGUUUUUGCAGUGCAUAUUCACGACGACAGAAGCGACGGUAAGUACAAACGGUUUAAUCCGCCCGUGUUCGGUUGGGAUCCAAAGUGUAUGAAUAGUGCUACUAGCACACAACCGGAUGGGAAAGUCUGCUGUGACAAAUCGAAUAAGGUCGACGACGGGUGCUAUUCCGGAUAUUCGAUUCACGCGAUAAAUAAAGACAAACGGCGGACAGACGAUAAGCCGUCCGAUAAGCAACUCACCGUUUUCGGUCCCAUUUCGGCGAUGGAAAAAACGACAGGCUUGGAUUCGAACGACAGUAUACGAAUAAUACUAACCAGUUCGUCGGGGACACAUGAAAUAAAAAUUACAAAUGUACUCGACAAUAAAAAACCUUUGAUAUACGACAUAAACGACAAGCCGGCCAAUGUACGAGAUUUAGCAAAUAUCAUAUCGCAAAACGAAUGUGAUUAUUCACCAAUUCUAAUAAAUAAAAUGAAUAUCUCUAAUAUGAUAAACACUACAAAUUUGCCGAGUAAUAAUUGCACCAAUAAUUUAAAAACUUAUUUCGAAUGUGAUUGCAAACCAAUUUUUAAAAAUAAUGAAACAAACAGUAUGAUUGACGUUAAAAAUACGCCGGAUUUAAAGAACACUUCGAAUUUGAAUGAAUCGACAAAAAAUCAAACUAUUACUGAAUGUAACAAAAACCCUACCACAAAUAACAACAAAAAUCAAACAGAAACUGUAAUUAUAACCACGGUUACCCAGAACAACACGGAACUUACGAAUACUACUACCAAUCCUAAUGCAUGUGGAAAAAUUAACAACACAACUAUUGAAAAUGAAAAUAACGCUACUAUAACCUCAGAUUGUACAGAAAAUCAUACAAAUAAUCAACAAAACGAUUGUAGUCCAGUAAUUGGAGACAAUGAAAUACCUAUAACAAAAAACACCGACAAAAACCAAACCGAAAUUAAAAAUACAACAGUAAUUACACAAACCCCUACAGAAAAUGCGGUUUGUUCAAAUAAUACUAAUACAGAUAAAAACAAUACUGUCACUACAGAAAUUAGAAACAACACUACUAUUAAUUCAAACAAUCAUCAAAAUAGUUCUGAUCCAAUUACUGGAUACAAUGAAGUACCUACAGUAAAUGACUGCAAUCAAAACCAAACAGAAACUAAAAACACAACAAUAAAUCCAGACUAUACGAAAAAUACGACUAGUUCAAAUACUACUAACACAGGCAAGACAUGCGAACCUAGUACAAUUAACGACGGUACCGGAACUACGGAAACCGGAAAUAACACUUCUCCUAAUCCAAAAAAUAAUCAAAAUAGUUCUAAUCCAGUUAUUGAAAAUAAUACAAUACCUAUAACUAAAGAUGACAAUAACCAAACUGAAACUAAAAACACGACAACUGUGAAUAAUGCACCAAAUAUUACUGCAAAUGUGACUGGUUCGAAUGAUACUAAUACGGACGAAAAAUAUAAACCUAAUAAUACUAACAGCGAUACCGGAACUCCGGAAACUAUUAAUAACACUACUUCUAAUCCAAAAAAUAAUCAAAAUAGUUCUAAUCCAGUUAUUGAAAGUAAUACAAUACCAAUAACUAAAGAUGACAAUAACCAAACUGAAACUAAAAACACGACAACUGUGAAUAAUGCACCAAAUAUUACUGCAAAUAUGACUGGUUUGAAUAAUAUUGAUACGGACGAAAAAUAUGAACCCGACCGCACUGACCACGAUACCGUAACUACGGGAAUUAGAGACGAAAUUAUUACUGAUCCGAACCAUACUGAAGUAGCAACUGAAAAUGCUCAAGACGGAUAUAAUCCAGUGAUUGAAACUGACGAAACACCAGUAACCAAUACCAACGAUUAUCAAAGUCCAACAGAAACUAUAAAUAAAACAGCAAGUGCGCCAAAUUAUAGGGAAAAUACAAAUUCGGCAAACUCGAGUGGAACAGACGAUGAUACUUAUACCGGAAGUAACGAAGCUCCCAGCGUCAUCAAUACCGCGGAAACGAUUAUACAUACUCCAGAAACGACAAUAGCAUCCGACGCAGACGACGUCGGACCAACGGAAAAUCCUGACACGAUUCCCGAAACGAAUACCGGAAUCAACGAUGAUGAGUCAGCUGAGGUGUACAACAUUACGACGACUGGGGUGGCGGAACCAACUCAAUCCACUCCGGUAUAUACCGAAACCAUUAAAACUCCGAAUAACGGUUCCGUGACGAAUAAUGCUACUAAAAUCGUAAACAUCAUCGUGUACUAAAUCCCCGACGAUGCGAAUAAUACAAAUAACUACGAAUUUACUAAUACACCGACCGUCACGAUCUGUUAUUAGUUUUUAAUUUUAUUUCGUUACAGUUCAAUUUUUAAUAUUGUUUAUUUUUUUUUACUAUUUUAUAAAUUUAGACCCUAACCCCGUUGUUCGUUGUCAAAAUCUCUAAAUCCUGACGUAAUAUACUGAAAUUUGUUCUCCCCGUUCAAGGUUCACAUAUUUCACUCGCAAUAAUAACGGAAUUCCUGUUUUCUGUGUGCAAUAAUUAAAUUAUACAAUUCCACGUUUAAUCUUAAAUGCAGUAUAAUAUAGAAAAAUAGUACUUAAUUAUUAUUAGUAUAGGACAUAGGUAUAAGUAAUAUAAAUAUUAAAUAUGCAUAAUUACUAAAUUACGUAAUAAUAUUUUAUGAUUAGAUAAUUAAA